CUUCACUCCGCCUCACUGCCUUCUUCUCAGCACCCUCUUCGCUUCGCGGAUAAGAAGCGCAGCCAAAGCCCCCCUCCGCCCAAAACCCCACCGGGAGCUCUCCUCGCGCCGCCCGCCCAUGGCCACCACCGCCGCCGCCUCCUCCUCCUCCCUCACCGCCCCUCUUCUCGGCCCCAACCCCAGCCCGAACCCGGCCCCCAGAUCCCUCCCGCUCCCCAGGAACCGGAGGUGCGCUCGGUCCGUGGCCGCCGCUGCCGGUGCCGGCGGCGGCGGGUUCGGAAUGCACGGGGCUGCGCAGAGGCGCGGGAUUUGGUCGAUCAGGGAUGACUUGCUGAUGCCGAGGUCGCCCUACUUCCCCGUGGAGGCCGCCGGGGAGCGCGGGCCCUCGCCCAUGGUGAUGGAGCGGUUCCAGAGCGUCGUCAGCCAGCUCUUCCAGCAUAGGAUUAUCCGGUGCGGCGGUCCUGUGGAGGACGACAUGGCCAAUGUUAUCGUUGCGCAGCUGCUGUACCUGGAUGCCAUGGAUCCCAACAAGGAUAUCAUUAUGUAUGUGAACUCUCCAGGAGGAUCAGUGACAGCUGGGAUGGCCAUAUUUGAUACAAUGAAGCAUAUCAGGCCUGAUGUUGCCACAGUUUGUAUUGGACUUGCUGCAAGUAUGGGUGCUUUUCUACUUAGCGGUGGAACAAAAGGGAAGAGAUACAGCUUACCUAACUCAAGAAUAAUGAUCCAUCAACCUCUUGGAGGAGCCCAAGGCCAAGAGACUGACCUUGAGAUCCAGGCCAAUGAGAUGCUGCACCACAAGGCCAACUUGAACGGGUACCUAUCGUACCACACCGGACAGCCCCUGGAUAAGAUCAACGUAGAUACUGACCGUGAUUUCUUCAUGAGCGCGAAAGAGGCAAAGGAGUAUGGCCUUAUUGAUGGAGUAAUCACAAACCCUCUUAAAGCGCUUCAGCCACUUCCAGCUUCCAGUUAGCGCAGCUAGAUGUUUUUUUUUUUUAUGUUGCAACCUAUUUUUGUUGGGAUCUUUUGGAGCUGUAUUUGUACCACGCUGUUCUGGUUAGUCUGGCUAGAUGUUGUAAUUUCACAUCAUGAAGCGUCAGAGUAUGUACGAAACAGUUGCACUACUA
Messenger RNA from Lolium perenne, 1127 nucleotides. Its product is annotated as ATP-dependent Clp protease proteolytic subunit 5, chloroplastic. The record is from RefSeq and is a predicted model, not a curated record. Gene Ontology annotation, molecular function: serine-type endopeptidase activity; ATP-dependent peptidase activity; ATPase binding. Gene Ontology annotation, biological process: protein quality control for misfolded or incompletely synthesized proteins. Gene Ontology annotation, cellular component: endopeptidase Clp complex. NCBI's taxonomy places the organism in Eukaryota, Viridiplantae, Streptophyta, Magnoliopsida, Poales, Poaceae.